Messenger RNA from Malassezia japonica, 1419 nucleotides. It is a transcript of the gene RAM1, whose product is annotated as protein farnesyltransferase. The coding region runs from base 1 to 1419 and encodes 472 amino acids. NCBI's taxonomy places the organism in Eukaryota, Fungi, Basidiomycota, Malasseziomycetes, Malasseziales, Malasseziaceae. The record is from RefSeq and is a predicted model, not a curated record. Gene Ontology annotation, molecular function: protein farnesyltransferase activity. Gene Ontology annotation, biological process: protein farnesylation. The transcript has a single exon. Gene Ontology annotation, cellular component: protein farnesyltransferase complex.
AUGUGGCCCGCGCCCGACGACCUGGCGCCUACACAGACUUCAGUGGACCAGCGGAGCACGGAGGAUGCGAUCUACGAGCUGAUCGCGCCGCAUACCGGCGCCGGGGCGCAGCCACUGCCGCCGCUCCGCCGCGACGAGCACGCGGCCUUUUUGCUGCGUAUUCUCGAGCCGCUGCCUGCGCCGUACGUCGCCUUUGACUCGAACCGCGCGUGGCUCAUCUACUGGAUUGCCCACUCGCUCGACCUGAUGGGCAUGCCGCUCACCGGCGCGCUGCAAGCACGGGCCAUCUCGACGCUGCUGCACUUUCAAGACAAGGUCAAGGGCGGGUUCGGGGGAGGGCCCGGGCAGAUGGGCCACCUCAUGAGCACCUACGCAGCGGUUUGUGCUUUGGCGAUCGUCGGCGGCCCCGGUGGCUUGCCGACCGACGAAGACGUGGCCCACGGGCGCAGCGUCGACGUCGGCCGCGGGGGCUGGGACUGCAUCGAAAAAGAGGCGCUGUACGAAUGGAUGAUGCGCCUCAAGCAGCCCGACGGCUCUUUUCUCGUGCACGAGCAAGGCGAGAUCGAUGUGCGCGCGACGUACUGCGUGAUCAGCAUUGCGAGUCUCCUGGGCCUCGUCACCGACGAGCUGCUGGCCGGUGUCGGCGACUAUAUCGCGAGCUGCCAGACCUACGAAGGCGGCUUUGCGGCGAUGAGUUGCGCCGAGUACGUUGCGGACGGUGCACGCGUCGCACCGCUGCAGCCCGUGGCGCAGCAGCACCCCCAAGGCGAGGCGCACGGCGGCUACGCCUUUUGUGCCUUUGCGUCGCACGUCCAGCUCGCGCUCCUCGGCCGUGCGGGCCCGGUGGACACGGACGCGCUGCUGCGGUGGGCAACUUCCCUCCAAGGCUCUUUGUACGAAGGCGGCGGCUUCCGCGGGCGCACCAACAAGCUCGUCGACGGCUGCUACGGCUGGUUCUGUGGCGGCGGCCUGAUGACAUGCCUCGAGGGCCUGAUGCUGCCGCCCCACGAUGCUGUUCACGACGCGGACGACGACACGGGCUCGUGGGAAUCGCUCAGCGAGCAUGACGGCGACCUGCUCGACCGCGCCGCGCUCCAGACCUAUAUCCUGGCCGUGGCCCAAGCCCCCCGCGGCGGCCUGCGCGACAAGCCCGGCAAGCGGCCGGACGCGUAUCACACGUGCUACAACCUCUCUGGCCUGUCCAUGACGCAGCACCGCCUGCGUCCGAGCCCGUCCGCCGUGGCGUCGGCCGCGGCCGCCUGCCCCUCGUCCGAUGCGCUGCUCCGUGCGUGCUAUUCGCAAAGCCUCGGGUGGGCGGUGCAGGCGGCGGGCGGCUCAGACGCGGUGCAUGCGACGCACCCUCUCUUUAACGUUGCGCUUCCUCACGCCGAGCGCAUUAUGAGCUACUGCUAUACAUAG